Molecule: messenger RNA, 1083 nt
Organism: Closterium sp. NIES-65
Lineage: Eukaryota; Viridiplantae; Streptophyta; Zygnematophyceae; Desmidiales; Closteriaceae
Source: the annotation of a GenBank genome assembly
AUGGAUGAGUCGGAUGAUACUCCUGGAGAAAUAGAAUGGGAAACGAUUAUUCCGCUUCGUCCAGCGGAUAGUGUCGUUUCAAGCCGAGAACGGCAGGAUCGUUUCCUGUAUGACGUGAAUGGACGUCGUAGCGCCGCGUUGACGCAUUACCAGGACAGCUUCUUCGGCGACGAAACCGUUUCUGAAUUAGCAGGAGGAGAAACGUUGGAUGAAGUUCCGACGUUGGAUGAAAUGGCAACGUCAGAUGAAAUGGCUGAAGAAGAGGAGACGGAGGAUUUGUCUGAGCUUAUAGAAUGGAGAGCACCUACUGCCAGACCAGGAAGCAUGAAAGGACAGAAAAUGCAUGGCAGAGAAGCUUCAGUUCAAGCAUCUGGUGCACAAGCGGGUCGUUAUGGAGAUUAUAACGAGGAUGGAGAUUCCACGAACGAUGUUGCACUGGAUGCAAUAGAAACUGAGAUGAGUUACGGGGAAAGAAAAGGUGUCAGGCCUGGAAAAGAUGGGGAUUGGGAUUGGGACUAUGAGGACGUCAGCAGGAGAACAGAUGACAUCAGCAUGGAAAACACAGGUGACGUCAGCCUGGGUGGCAUUGGCAGCACGAGGGACGAUGAAGAUGACAGGAGGGAGGAAGCUGCUGCAUUGUUGCAGGAUUACCGGUACCGGCAAGACAGCACGAGGGAGCAUGAGCAGGAUUAUCACACCAUGCAUGGUGUUUCGGCUAGUGGUGCUGGUGCUGGAGGGGAGGGAGAGGACUUUGAUGAAUUUCAGCAGGGAGGUGGUGGUGGUCAGGUGUCCAUGCUGACAGCACCAGGCGUUGAUGAGAGAGGGAUGAGUAGAGCAGGCACGCAGGGCCAUGGCAGGCCGGUUGCAGAGCAAUACGAGGACAGUGAUCAGGUAUUCUCUCUGGAAGCAGCAGCAGGUGUCGACAAGAGAGAAGCAGGGGAAUGGGACCAUGACCAGAUGGUUAGACCAAGAACUAAGGGUGGUAUUGGGGUGUUGCCGCCGCUCGAGGGAGAGGCAGUAUUGCCUGCACACACUGACAACUGGGGCCUCCAAGAAAAUCCUCUGAACGUCUCUGUUGAAUGA